UUUUGAUGUGCUGCUGCCAAAGUGCUGCAAUGAAACUCUCCAGAGGGAGCAACACUUAGACACCUGGCCAGCUUUUUCUUUGGCCUUCAUUCCCUUCUGUGCACCAUGAAGACACGUCUUGUCCUCCCCCGCACCUUCAUGCACGAUGUGGCACCAAUCAAAUGUUUCACUUGAAAAACUACUUCGAUGGAAAAAUCUUUAUGGAGUGCAGACCAUGAAUGUGAUAUAGCGCGUCGAGCACACCGGAUGAAGAUCGAGGAAGAAUGUUGGAGGGUACCACAGUCCACAUUCCGGGGAAAGUUGGACCGAUACUGAAAAACAGCAUUGAGUCCAGAAGACAAGCAGUGAUCCUAAUUCUCUACCCUGGUGAGCUUUGAGGCUUUUGAUAAUGGGACUGUCCAAGGGGCUUUUACCACACAUGUCCUCAACAUCUUUGUGGUCAGCCUGAGAGGAUCUCCCCAAGCAAGCUGGACUAUCCAUGGACGGAGCACAGGUCCUUUAUGGCAUCCUCGAUGUGGCACAUUUUUGUACCAGACGGGCUUUGGAAAUGAGGUACCCUAAAAACUGAACUGCACCUCUGAAGUGUUUGAGAAGAUCUUCAUACACCUGAACAAUGUCAACCAAAAGGUCCGCACCAAGUCCAUGGUCUUAAGAUAUGACAGGCUGGCUCUUACAGAGUAGCGCAGUUCGGAGCUGAGAAGACCGUUGACCCUCUGGGACGUCUGGGACAGGAACGGGACGUCUGCAGAGCCGUCGCUAAGGUGAGUGCAGCUUCAGUCCAGAUAGAUCCCCAAAGAUCUGGCAGUGAUGCUGUGUCGUAGCCGGCCCUUCUGUCUGUGCCCCUCGGUCUCCCAAGAGGCCCAUGUGACCUAGCCUACACCCACACAUAGGGGGCCCUCACUGCCUCUGGAGCCCACCCAUGAAUCCCAUCCCUGACCGCGGCAAAGAAUGCCUCCCUCCUAAGAAGAGGGAGUCCCGGCAAGGGUCGUCAGAACAUCACUUUCCGCCGCCGGAAGAAUUUAAGCCCCCUGUGCCACUCCGGAGUAGGUCCAACGCAGGGCGAGGGGAGGGCAACAGAGAGGUCGGCGCCAGGCAGCGAGCUCUGACUACCUUGAGCCCCCAUCUUCUCCACACUCCUCCGCCCUUGCCGACUCCAGGCCCCCUAACCCUGCCAUGGCCUCUGAGCUACCCCUCAUCUGUGUCACUUCCUCUCUUUCAAGGGCAUGUUAUGGAGAGGAGAGGCUCUGGGUCGCCACUUCCUCACCACUCCAGGUGGCUUCGAGCAGAAGGGCCCCACUCGUCCCCGUCGUCCACUUCCUCCUUUAAAACUCCUUUUCCAGCUGAUUCUCGAGAGAUGUGGUCCUACAUUAACAACGACCGAAGAGAUUACAGCUCCUCACUCUUCUCCCCAUCAUACUUGUUUGGUCAUACCUCUCUCUACCCUCAAGAGCCAAGUUUAGUUAAAACCAGGAGCAGAUACUUAGGAAAGAGGCCCAAUGGAUUGGAUGGGCCAGGCAGCAGGACUGCCACUACCUCUGGGCCUUUGCUCGCAGGAGAUUAUGGACACGAUUGCAGCAGAAUCCGAUUGGAUACGAGUCCACAAAGCUCCCAGACUAAUGGUGGACAAAGACAGCAGGAAGAUCUGACACCUGAAGCCCAAUCCAUGGGUUUGUUUUCCUCAGACUCUAAAGCUCAGGAGGGCCAUGAACCACAUUUCUCACUGCAGGACAGACAUCAGCAAGGAAUAGUGACCAGCCAUCAUGCUGUAGGACCAGACCCCUGGGUGUGUAGAGGAGGCUUCCUGGAUGCCGCGGGCGCCCCAGGAACUGAAGCCCACAUCUACUACUCCUUGGGAUCCGUUUUCCAGCCAAGCCCUCAGGCUCCCCAGUCCUAUCCGCCCUACAGUCCCUCAGGAAUACCACUGUACAACCUGCAAGUAAAGCCAGACCCAAAGAAGCACAAUCCAAGAAACUUACCCCACUUGUCCGAGGGUCUGCUGAACAGCCAUGACUGGUCCCAAAGAGACCAUGACAGAGACCAAAACAAAGACCAAGAAAAGAGCAAGGAGCGAGGUAAAGAAAAGGAGAGGCACCUGAAACAUAACAGGGAUCAUGUUCACGCCUCUCCCCCUGCUCUUCACUUGUCUCCCCCUGCGCUCCUACCUCACUUCACAAAGGGUUCGCUAAUUGAGCUGGCCAGUGGGCAGUUGAAACAGGUGGAGGAGCUGCGGACUGAAGACUUUUUAAGGAGCGCUGAUACGUCCCCAGAGCUCCACCUGAGCACCUGCACUGUGCUGCUCAUUUCUCCCAGCAGUGCACAGGGCAUCAGUCACCUGCAGGUCCAUCUCAAAGACCGCAACACUCAGGAGUUACUGAAAGUCUUGGUGGAGUAUCCAUUUUUUGUGCAGGACCACGGCUGGUCCUCUUGUUGCCCCCAGAGAACCGCAGAGCUCUAUGGCCUUUCCUGUCGUCAGCUCACAGAGGGAGAUGUUUGCCUUGCUCUCACCCCGACACCCAAGCAACUCCACCGGACACAUUCGUCCAGAGUCCCACGCGCACACCCCCUGACCAGGGCUGCAGUGGGAGGGCCUUGGAGUUGGCACAGGGAGAAGAUGCCGCCUCCUCCCCCUCCACCCCCUUUAACCCUACAUCUGCCCACUAUAGGGCCAAAGAAUGCCCGGGCUGCAGAACCCCAGACUCAGGAGCCCACGCGCCCUCGGAAACGGCGCUGGUCAGCCCCUGACGUUCUUCCCUCGACAGGAACCAACGAACGCCUCAUGGAUUUACCUCAAGGCUCCAAGCUGAUGAAGUGGCAGUAGAAACUCGCAGACGUGUGUACGCUCCACGGUUCUGUGGGGACCACUCCAGUCGCAGGGUUGCAAUAGAACAACAAUCAAAAAUUACGGGUGUUCACUUUGCUGGCCUAGGGCCUAAACUUGUCUACUUGUUGCACCUCUUUCCUUUUAUUUGUUUCCUUCUGUUUUCAUUUCCUCUAUCCUUAUCAGCUCUUUGCUUUCCUUUCGUUUUUCUUUUUCUUAACUUUCCUUCCCUUUCAUUUCAUUUCCUUUUUCCUUAUCUUCUUUGCUUUAAUUUUCUUCCCUUUGCUUUUCCUUUCCUUUUUCUUCACUUUCCUUUCCCUUCUUUUUGCUUUCCUCUUUCCCUUACCUUUCCUGUCCUGAGCAGUGAAAGGCUGAAAUUAGUAUGACAAUCAAGCACUGGUGCGUGUUCACUCUCUUUAUGUAACACACACACACACACACACACACACACACACACACACACACACACACACACACACACACACAUACACACACACACACACACACAUACACACACACCCACACACACACACACACACACACACAUUCUUGUAUUUGUUACCUUCUUGAGACCUCUGAAAAAUGCCUCCUUCUUUAGGACCACCUUUUCUAGAUAUAUAAAGAUUUGUAUUUACAACAUUAAUAAUAUAUACA
Molecule: messenger RNA, 3472 nt
Organism: Entelurus aequoreus (snake pipefish)
Lineage: Eukaryota; Metazoa; Chordata; Actinopteri; Syngnathiformes; Syngnathidae
Exons: 10
Coding region: 920-2818 (632 amino acids)
Biological process (GO): negative regulation of transcription by RNA polymerase II; nervous system development
Cellular component (GO): nucleus
Molecular function (GO): RNA binding; protein binding
Source: RefSeq, a predicted model, not a curated record